Molecule: messenger RNA, 2349 nt
Organism: Lipotes vexillifer (Yangtze River dolphin)
Lineage: Eukaryota; Metazoa; Chordata; Mammalia; Artiodactyla; Lipotidae
Source: RefSeq, a predicted model, not a curated record
AUGGCGGCGGCCUCUGUGGUGUCGGUGCUGCUGGUGGCGACUGAGAGGAACCAGUGGCAGCCAGUCCAGAGUCCACUGCUGCUGCUGCCGCUGCCGCUGCCGAGACAACGGUUGUUCGGGCACUUGGAUACUACUACGUUGGAGCAACUUGUCAUGCCUGCACUCGCGACCUCGGCAACCCAGACCGCGGCCGACCCUCCUGAGUGCCCAGAAAGGCCCCCGGGUGGCCUGGCGCCUCCCCGGCUCUUUCUGGAUGGAGGCUCCUCAGGAAGGUGCUGGCUGAACGCUUUGGCCUUCACCUUCCGGCCCCUGCUGACCACACCUCCCCUAGUGCAGAGGCUGCGUGAGGAGCAGGAAAUGCUGUACCAGUCGGGAGAGGCAGGACUCCUUGUGCAGGCGAACGCGCUGGGGAUCCAAGCCUCUAGGCCACUCCUGCUCAUCCCUUUCCUGGCUGUGGACCACACGGUCCUCCUUUCCAGCAGGGCACAGCUGGCUCCCUGGGAUCUCCGUCUGACUGCCAGGAUGGAGGUAGGGCGGGCAACCAAGACCUUUGUGCUGGAGCUUCGGUGUCUUGAAGAUGGGGGCUCAAGGCCUGACACCCUCUCAGGUGGCAGCGGUGGGAGUGAGAGUCAGGAGGAGGAAGAGGCUCAGGAGAGGAGCAGUAGCCCACCGCGGCCAGCAGUCUCAGCCCCGAGGGGGGCCGGUGCAACCGCUGAGGGAGCCCCACCAGAACAGCAGGAGUUGCAACCCCGACAGUUAGAACAGCAGCCAGAGCUGCAGCAGCAGCCACAGCAGGACCAGCUGCAACAGCUGCAGCCACGAGGCCAAGGGUCAGGACCUCAGCCAAACUCGCAGCAUCAAGGCGGGCAAGAGCAGCUGCCUCGACCACAGCCGGAAAAACCCCAAUCUGUGCGACAGGAGCCCCUGAAACCACAGCUGCAGCUGAUGCAGCAGCAGAAACAGUUACAGGAGCAGCACAUGCAGGAGCACCAGCUGUCACAGCAACAGCAGGAACAGCUCCAGCAGCAGCAAGGUGGGCAACAGCAGCUGCCUCAACAGCAGCAGGAACUACAGGAGAAUCCCCAAUCUGUGCAAUAUGAGCGGCGGAAACCACAGCCGCAGCGGCUGCAACAGCAGGAACAGUCGCAGGAGUGGCAAGUGCAGGAACAGCAGCUGCCACAGCAACCGCGGGAACAGUUACAGUCACAGCAGCUGCCACCACCACAGCAGCAGUUGCAACAGCAGUUACAGCAGGAACAGUCACAGCUGCAGCAGCAGCUGCAGCAGCAACAGUUACAGCUGCAGCAGCAGGAACAGUUGCAGCAGCUGCAGCAGCAGCAGUUACAGCAGCAGCGGCUGUUGCAGCAGCAGCAAGAACAGUUACAGCAGCAGCUGUUGCAGCAGCAACAGUUACAGCUGCAGCAGCAACAGUUACAGCAGCAGCAGCAGCUUCAGCAGCAACAGUUACAGCUGCAGCAGCAACAGUUACAGCAGCAGCAGCAGCUUCAGCAGCAACAGUUACAGCUGCAGCAGCAGGAACAGUUGCAGCAGCUGCAGCAGCAACAGUUACAGCAGCAGCAGCUGCUGCAGCAGCAGCAAGAACAGUUGCAACAGCAGCAGCUGCAGCCCCGGCCGCUGGAGCCAGAGGAGGAGGAGGAAGAGGUGGAGCUGGAGCUCAUGCCGGUGGACUUGGGGUCGGAGCAGGAGCUGGAGCGGCAGCGGCAGGAGCUGGAGCGGCAGCAGGAACAGCGGCAGCUGCAGCUCAAACUGCAGGAGCAACUGCAGCAGCUGGAGAAGCAGCUGGAGCAGCAGCAGCAGCUGGAGGAGCAGCAGGAGGUGCAGCUGGAGCUGACCCCGUGCGGCAAGGGCUUCAGCCGCAGCACGGACCUCGUGCGGCACCAGGCCACGCACACGGGCGAGCGGCCCCACCGCUGCGGCGAGUGCGGCAAGAGCUUCUCGCAGCACUCGAAUCUGGUGACGCACCAGCGCAUCCACACGGGCGAGAAGCCCUACGCGUGCCCGUACUGCGCCAAGCGCUUCAGCGAGAGCUCGGCGCUCGUGCAGCACCAGCGCACGCACACGGGCGAGCGGCCCUACGCCUGCGGCGACUGCGGCAAGCGCUUCAGCGUCUCGUCCAACCUGCUGCGCCACCGCCGCACGCACUCGGGCGAGCGGCCUUAUGUGUGUGAGGACUGCGGCGAGCGCUUCCGCCACAAGGUGCAGAUCCGGCGCCACGAGCGCCAGCUGCACGGCGCCGGCCGCUCCCGGGGCCUGGGUCUGCUCCGCGGCUCGCGUGCAGCCGCCGGCGGGGCCCCGCGCGCCGAGCAGGCUGCGGACAAGGCGCCGUGA